AUGCACGUCGAUCCAGCCCAUAAAUCCGACUGGAUGAAUCUGGUUAACUCGACAGGGAUCGGGCUGAUUCUGAGGAGUAUCAAGAUUGACUAUAAAUUUCCAAUGAAGUGGCCGGACAAAGUCACCGUCUACCAGAAACUAGUCCAGGACCCUUCCAUGUCCUCUGAUUCCGCCUUCAAACUAGAUGUCAUGAUUCUGUCCGAGGCGCGCCAGCGCCCUGCUGCGCGCUGCCAUGAAGAUACCGUCAUGUACGACUACAGAUUGGCGCAGAAGAUGUCGGCGCUACCGCCAUUUGUCAUGGAGCAGUUCAAGGCCAUGUGGGAGCUGCAGGAGGAGGCAAAGAGGGUAUGGCAGCAGCGGAUCGUGGAGAUUGAAGAGGGUGUUCGGAAGCUGGAGGUGGAGAGUUGGGACCGGGAGGAUGCUGUUGAGGAUAUGGGGUCUGCAUCUAGAUGA
Molecule: messenger RNA, 453 nt
Organism: Monascus purpureus
Lineage: Eukaryota; Fungi; Ascomycota; Eurotiomycetes; Eurotiales; Aspergillaceae
Source: the annotation of a GenBank genome assembly